GCACGGAACAGCAAUAUCACAAUCCUCUCUCGCUAGCCAACACACCUUUCCAACCAUCACGACUCUACCGAGAGAUCAAACAGACACUCGGCAUCAUGCCCAUCACAGAGGGAGCACCAAUUCACGGAAAUCCAGCCCAUCUGCUGCCACCUUCAUGGAAGAAGUCAAUUACUCUUUGGCUUGAGGAGGAUACCCCGAGCUUCGACUACGGCGGUUUCGUGGUGGGAGAUGGCCCAGCUGAAGCGCGUCUGCUUGCAAAGAGCUUUGGUAUCGUGGCAGGCGUGCCAUUCUUCGAAGAAGUCUUCAAGCAAUUAGACUGCACCGUGGAAUGGUUCGUGAAGGAAGGAGAUGAGGUCGGUAAAGAGAAGAAACAACACGUGGCGACAGUCCGAGGGCCAGUGCGCUGUCUGCUUCUGGGCGAGCGAGUGGCAUUGAACUUGCUGGCAAGGUGUUCAGGUGUAGCAACGAAGUCGCAUUCUUUGCUCCAGUUGCUGCGGAACGCAGGAUACAAGAACAUCCUGGCUGGCACACGAAAAACUACCCCAGGCUUCCGACUGGUUGAGAAGUAUGGCAUGCUGGUAGGAGGAUGCGACCAGCACAGGCACGAUUUGAGCACCAUGACCAUGCUCAAGGACAACCAUAUCUGGGCAUGUGGUGGUUCGAUACCAACAGCAGUUGCGGCCGCGAAAGCAGCAGGAGGCUUUGCAGUGAAGGUGGAAGUGGAGUGUCAGUCUGAAGAGGAAGCGAAUACAGCGAUCGAGGCCGGCGCUGACGUGGUGAUGCUUGACAACUUCACGCCAGAGGGUGUUCGCGUAGCAUCGAAGAACCUCAAGGACAAGUGGGGUAGAGGUGUCAACGCCCGUGCCCUGGUCGAAGUCUCAGGCGGGUUGACGGAAGACAAUGUUGCGGACUACGUUUGCGAUGACAUUGAUAUCAUCAGCUCGUCGAGCAUCCACCAGGGAGUGAAGCACAUCGACUUCUCGCUCAAGGUCAUACCGAAAGGGACGUCGACUGGAAAGCCGGUUGAGGGUUAGCUGACCAAGAUCGGAUGGGCUUUUUGGUGCAUGUGCAUGCCUUGCUAUUGCAUAGGAGUGCGAGUGCGGCUCCGACUCGAAUAGGGCUACCUCAAGCUACAAGACUUACCGAUGCUACAAUAUGGACGAAGAUGUAGUAGUCGGCGAACCACUCGGCAGAGGAGGUGUUCCCGUCGCGAUAAGAAUGGUUUUGCAAGAUCUCAUCGUGUCGCUCCCAAGAGUGAUGGUCAAGUGACCAUAAGGUGACUGCAGAGGCUUCCGUCGAUGGUCGUGCUUGAUGGUUCUCACUGGCUUCAUCGUCUUGACGCGUGAUUAGCAAGACAAGAUCUGUGCUCUUUCACAACCACAGUGACACGGAAUAGCAAGACCGAGUCGCAGGAAAUUGCCAACGUCUACUCAAAGAAAGCCGAAAUAUACCAGGUACCUAGCAGAGCGAGCUGUAGCAACGAAACAACUUGGAAGACG
This is a messenger RNA of Sphaerulina musiva SO2202, 1499 nucleotides long. Its product is annotated as nicotinate-nucleotide pyrophosphorylase. The record is from RefSeq and is a predicted model, not a curated record. The transcript has a single exon. Gene Ontology annotation, biological process: NAD+ biosynthetic process; quinolinate catabolic process. Gene Ontology annotation, cellular component: cytoplasm. Gene Ontology annotation, molecular function: nicotinate-nucleotide diphosphorylase (carboxylating) activity. NCBI's taxonomy places the organism in Eukaryota, Fungi, Ascomycota, Dothideomycetes, Mycosphaerellales, Mycosphaerellaceae. The coding region runs from base 96 to 1034 and encodes 312 amino acids.